Schistosoma rodhaini is the source of this 2748-nucleotide messenger RNA. NCBI's taxonomy places the organism in Eukaryota, Metazoa, Platyhelminthes, Trematoda, Strigeidida, Schistosomatidae. The record is from the annotation of a GenBank genome assembly.
AUGUCUCUGGACAUUGGGUUGUUUUCGGUUUUGGAAAAAAGUCUUUCCCUAGAAAAGUCAGAGCUCGAAGCAGCUCAGCACUUUCUGGAGGAAGCAGCCAAAGUAGACCUUUUUGGUUUGCUCAGACAGCUCAGUGAUGUUUUGGUUAACGUUGAGUGCUCUCCUCCUGUACGUAUGCAAGCUGGCAUCCAGCUAAAAAAUGCCCUGUACUCUAAAGACCCGGCGCUCAAAACACUUUAUCAACAACGGUGGUUACAGGCUCCAGUUGAUUUGAGGGAGUAUAUAAAAAAAAACUGUCUUGCCGCCUUAGGAACGGAGACUACGACACAUAGUUCCGCUGCACAAUGUGUGGCUUACAUCGCAUGUGCAGAAAUUCCUGCCCUUCAGUGGCCAGAUUUGAUGGAGCGAUUAGUAGAAAACGUUAUCACACCAAACAAAUCAGAGGCAUGCAAGCGUUCAACAUUAGAAGGAAUAGGAUAUAUUUGCCAAGAUAUAGAUCCCUGUAUUUUAGCUAGCCAGUCAAACGCUAUUUUAACUGCUAUAGUUUGCGGUAUGAAAAAAGAAGAACCAAGUGAUAGCGUACGUCUAGCAGCGACAAAUGCACUUCUGAAUUCUUUGGAGUUUACAAAACACAAUUUCGAUGUUGAUAACGAGCGAAACUACAUUAUGCAAGUUGUUUGCGAGUCGACUCAGUCGCCGAAUGCUCAAAUCCGUGUUGCAGCUCUUCAGUGUUUAGUGAAAAUAAUGUCUCUCUACUAUAGUUAUAUGGAGCCGUAUAUGAAACAAGCUUUAUUUGCCAUCACGUUGGGGGCUAUGAAGGAUUCUGUACCGGAAGUCGCCCUUCAGGGAAUCGAGUUCUGGUCUACAGUUUGUGAUGAAGAGAUCGACUUAGCUAUUGACGUUGCCGAGUGCUUUGAGAAAGGUCAACCUCCAGCGGUUUCUAGCAUGUUUUAUGCCAAGGGAGCCUUGCAGUUUAUCGUACCCAUUUUGAUGGAAAUUCUUGCCCAGCAGGAUGAAUCAAUGGAUGACGACGAAUGGAAUCCAAGUAAAGCCUCUGGUGUGUGUUUAAUGCUACUGGCACAGUGUUGCGAAGAUCCGAUUGUCAAUCUUGUCAUACCAUUUGUCAAGGAGAAUAUCAAGAAACCCGACUGGCGCUACAGAGAUGCUGCCGUCAUGAGCUUUGGCAGUAUUCUUGAAGGUCCAGAUCCUGCAGCACUCAAGCCCCUAGUAGAGUCUGCUAUGCCUGUAAUAAUCGAAUUGUUGCGUGAUGAGUCACCAGCUGUUCGCGAUACAGUUGCGUGGACUAUCGGACGUGUUUGUGAAACCCUUCCAGAAGUUGCUCUGCACGAAGCAUAUUUGGUUCCUUUGUUAACCGGAUUAGUUGAGGGAUUGUCCACUGAACCAAGAGUCGCCGCUAACGUUUGUUGGGCAUUUUCUAGUCUGGCUGAAAGUGCUUAUGAUGCCGCCUCAGAAAAUUCCGGUCAUAAUGGGGAACCGAGGACCUAUAUACUAUCUCAAUACUUUAAUGUGAUCACAGAACGUCUACUAGCAACUUCCAGUCGACCAGAUGGUGGACAGCAUAAUCUUCGUAAUGCAGCGUACUCAGCCUUGAUGGCGCUUAUGCGGUCUGCUGCACAAGAUUGUUAUUGUGAAGUACAACGUGUAACACUGAUUGUUCUUGAACGGUUAGAGUCAAUCAUAGGUUUGGAAAAUCAAAUUGUUUCACAUCAAGACAGAGCACAAUUUAACGACCUACAGUCACUUUUAUGUGGCACUUUACAAUCUGUUUUGAGAAAGAUAAGUAAAGAGGAUGCACCCGCAAUAUCAGACAAAGUAAUGUUAGCCCUCAUGUCCAUGUUCCGAACUACUACUACACCGGUUACUGAAGGCUCUGGCGACCAAUCUGUAGUCAACGGCGAAACAGAUAAGACUAAAUUCAGUGAUGGUGUGCAGGAAGAUGCAUUACUUGCAGUAUCUGCGCUUGUUGAAGCUGUUGGAGAGUCAUUUGUCAAAUAUGUGAAUGAUUUCAUGCCAAUUUUGGUCAUUUGUUUACGAAACCAUAGAGAAACACAAGUUUGUAUGAAUGCAGUUGGACUGUUAGGAGAUAUGUGUCGUGUUUUGAACAAGAACUUACUCCCACACUGUGAUGGUCUUAUCACUAUUCUGAUGGAAAUUUUACAAGAUAUAAAUGCGCACAAAUCUCUUCGUCCUGCUAUUUUAUCUACUUUUGGUGAUCUAUCUUUAGCUUUGGGUUCAGAGUUUUGGAAAUAUCUUCCUAUUGUUUUGGAAACAUUAAGUCAAGCUACACAAGCUGAAGUUAAUUUAGAGGAUCCUGAUAUGGUUGAAUAUCUUAAUUCGUUGCGUACUAGUUGUUUAGAGGCUUAUACUGGUAUUAUCCAAGGUUUAAAGGGAGAUGGACCACAAUCUACCGCAGCUUUGGAGUUUGUUGCUGGUCAUGUAUCUCAUAUAUUGUCAUUUAUCCAACAUAUUGGAGCAGAUUCAAUCACAACUGAAGAUCUUAUAUCUGCUUCAUGUGGACUGAUCGGUGAUCUUGUAUCGGCUUAUGGUGGUAGUAUUUUAUCACUUGUGGAAGUUGAUGGAAUUGCUUCUGUUUUACAAAGAGGUCGACGUGCUAAAGCAUCACGAACUAAAAAUUUAGCAGUUUGGGCUACAAAAGAAAUUCGAAAAUUAAAAAAUGCAACUAAUUCAACGGCUUCUUCUGAUAAAAAAAAUGUUCAGUUCAAAUGA